Molecule: messenger RNA, 657 nt
Organism: Carya illinoinensis
Lineage: Eukaryota; Viridiplantae; Streptophyta; Magnoliopsida; Fagales; Juglandaceae
Product: D-2-hydroxyglutarate dehydrogenase, mitochondrial-like
Exons: 2
Coding region: 1-657 (218 amino acids)
Biological process (GO): glycolytic process
Cellular component (GO): mitochondrion
Molecular function (GO): FAD binding; 6-phosphofructokinase activity
Source: RefSeq, a predicted model, not a curated record
AUGGGUUCAAUGAAUAACGUCAUAUUUUUUGACGAGGUCAGUGGUAUAUUGGUUUGUGAAGCAAGGUGCAUUUUGGAAAACCUGAUUUCUUUUAUAGACAACCAGGAAUUUAUUAUGCCACUGGACUUAGGUGCAAAAGGAAGCUGUCAGAUUGGUGGAAAUGUUUCAAUUAAUGCUAGUGGUUUGCAUCUUGUUCUUUACGGAUCUCUUCAUGGGAAUGUACUUGGUAUUGAGGUUGUUUUAGCAAAUCAUGAUAUGCUUGACAUGCUUGGGACUCUAAGGAAAAAUAAUACACGGUAUGAUUUAAAGAAUUUAUUUAUAGGAAGUGAAGGAUCCUUAGGAAUUAUAACCAAGUCAUUGGAUCUGGUUCUAGAUCAUUUGGAAGGUAGGGCACCUCAGUUGUUUGAUGAAAUGCUUGAACAAGUUGAAGAAAUAACAUUAAAGCUUGAUUGGGAUGGGCUUGUUGUUAUUGGUGGUGAUGACUUCAAAACAAAUACUUACCUGCUUGUUGAGAAUUUCAAGAGUAAGAAUCUAAAAACUCAACUCCUUCUAGUAUCAAUUCAUUGGCCUUUUGAUAGAGGAAAAAGAACUAGAUUAUUGGAUGGAUGGCCUGUGCUACCCCCUUUUGCUCUCAACCUUGAGGACAAUGUUCUUUAA